AUGGCAUCUAAUAAAGUACCUAAGCUAACCCAUAUAGAUACCACUAAUUUACGGAGUACCAGUGGAGGCGUGCCAUCUGUUGGAGAAACACCCUUAGGUGCAGGGUUUCAGCCGCAGAAAACAUUCCCGUUGUUUAUUUGUAUCACCGAGUACAGUAAGCGUAUGGAUGACGAACUAGAUAUGAGGCCUGGAGACAAGAUUCAAGUGGUCACCGAUGAUGGGUCGUAUAACGAUGGUUGGUAUUUUGGUAAGAAUCUAAGAACACAAGAAGAAGGCCUGUAUCCCAAAGUUUUCACUCAAGUCAUUGCUAUGGAACGCAAACCAGCCCUGAUGAGGGCAAAAAGCUCCAAGAGAAUCGCAAGUCCGUUUGCCUCUGGAAGCAAUACAAAUCUUUCAUACCCGUCCCAGGAUGGGUCCACCAGUGAGCUACCUACCCCUCAGCCGUUAGAAACUGCACAACCCGCAACUUAUAGGAAAUUUGAUAAUAUCAAAGCGCCCAACUCAGACAUGAUAAAAGUUCCUGUGGAUAGGAACAUAUCAAUGAAAAGCACAAUGAGUGAUAUAGAUAAGGCACUUGAAGAGUUAAGGGGUGACUCUUUCCCCUCUGGAACUGAUUCCAUCGAUUAUGAUCAAAGACCUGGGUUGAAAAGACUUGUUUCAGGUUCAUCAUUAGAUUUCACCAAAAGUAAUAGCCUGGCUUCUACUGGAACCAACGAAUUACGCCCAGAAAAUGUGAAGAAUUGGGUUCCGGAACAGGUUACAGCUUACCUCAUCUCAUUGGGAUUCGAUGUGGAAUCAGCAUCGAGGUUCCAAAAGCAUAAAAUUUCAGGUACAAUUCUUUUGGAACUAGAAUUAGCGCAUUUGAAGGAAUUGGAGAUAAACUCGUUUGGAACUCGUUUUGAGAUCUUUAAAGAAAUUGAGGCUUUGAAGGAAAUAUCGACCCAGAAUGGCACUUCUGCCAAUAACAGGAAUAGUUUGAUGCCCGCUGCAUCAUUCAAACAAAAUGCUGGGAUAACGAUAACCUCACCUUCUAACCAUGAUAUUCCAACGUAUCGAGGCCACCUAAGGAAAACAUCACAAUCUAUGGAGGAACUAAAUUCAAAUUCGACUCCAACUCCAAAGAACUUCGUAACCCCAUCGUCUGGAACACACACCAAAAGCUCUCAGAAACCUAGACCAGCAUCCUUGCUAUUUACUAAUGAAACUACUAAAGCUCCGGAUAUUUCAGAAGAUGUGUUCGCGUCGCCUAGACGUGCCCCAAAGCCUCCUUCAUACCCAUCACCAGUCCAGCCUCCAAAAUCACCUAUGGUUAGUGCUUCUAGUUCUGGCUCUGGCGGUAGGUUCUUGUCACCUCAACCUAACGCAAUGUCCAGUGCUCAAACUUCCAAAUACGCACAUCCCACGAUAUAUGAACAAGUGGCAGAUGGUAAAGCAAAGGCAAAGGAGGAAAAAUCGAGGGAGGAUGAGAUUCACGACCAGUUCGAAUUUCCUCCUAAAAGGAAGCAGGGUCCAACUUCUAGUACCCCUAGCCUUCCAAACCCAUAUUUCAAGGAAACACAAUCUAUCGAACGAAACCCAAGUCCAACUGAGCAAGUUUCAGAGAAUCGCGGUAGUGUAGUCUACUCCGGACAUGUCAAAACCAAAUCAGGCGGAUCCUUCGUCGAACUGUUUAACAGGAUAUCAAUGCUGUCGGAAAAUACAGAAAAUAAACAGGCCGAUCGUGAAUCUGAUGCAGAAACUGGUGUUAAUAUGGAAAGACCUUCUUCUAGUGUAUACGGGCAUUCCAGAGCUACCUCAUACUCUACCAAUCAUGGUAGAAAACCUUCCCAAGCCAACUCAGAAAGAAGGCAUAGAAGGAAUUCUUCUCUGCUGUCAUUUUUCAAAGAGAAGGAUGAGCAUGCCGAGACAGAUACUGCACAUACUAAAACAUCAAGAAGGACGUCGGUUUCUCAUAGCAGGAAGAAUUCAUUUGUUAGUCCCUUCAACACUAUUGAUAACGGUACGCCUAGUCAAAGACAUUCGAUGAUGCUAAGUACAUCUCCUAUUAAAGACCUUCCAAACCCCCAAACUCGAAAAGAAGCUAAGAGACGCUCUGUUAGCGCUAAAGAACCUGCCUCGGAUGUAUUUUAUGACGCGAAAGAUACUUUAUACGAACCGGAUGUUAAUCAAAAUAGGUCUGUGAGUGAAUCAACUAAACCGAGAACAGCUCGCGGUACGAGCUCGAAAAAUGUCGGAAAACAAAGAACUACCGCAUUCACGGAAGGUAUCCGUAGUAUUACUAUAUCCGAAGCUAUGCGUGAAGCAGAUUGUUCAGGUUGGAUGAGUAAGAAGGGUACUGGUGCUAUGGGUGUUUGGAAAAAUAGAUUCUUUACGUUGCAUGGUACCAGAUUGUCGUACUUUGCCAAUACAACCGAAAAUAGAGAACGUGGAUUGAUUGAUAUAACCGCUCAUAGAGUGUUGCCAGCAAAAGAAGAUGACAAAUUUGUUUCUCUCUAUGCUGCUAGCACUGGUAAAGGGCGUUAUUGCUUUAAAUUGGUUCCUCCUCAACCUGGCUCCAAGAAAGGUCUAACGUUUACUCAGCCUCGUGUACAUUACUUCGCAGUAGACACCAAAGAGGAGAUGAGAGCAUGGAUAGCAGCUCUUAUCAAAGCUACCAUUGACAUUGACACUUCAGUUCCUAUUAUCAGUUCAUGUGCGACGCCUACCGUUUCAUUAACAAAAGCUCAGGAAAUGCUGUCCCAAGCGCGUGAAGAAACUAGACUGAGAGAGCAGCAAAGGUCACUGAAUGAACAUGACGAAGACUUAUGGGAUCAACAAAGAGCUGAGCAAACUCAAAGUUCUGAAGAUUUUGCUAAUAUUUCCUCGCCAAGUAUUACGCAUAAUACGACUAUCACGUCUGGAUUAACCAGUCCUUAUUUAAUGGCUGGUCAGCUAACCUCAAAUACGACUGCUAAUACUGGAAAUUCAUCGACUGGUUCGAAAACACUAUCAACUCAAGGAGGAGAAUAUUUUGGCCUGGAUCCUAAGUUCAUGAGUAAUCGUAUUUGA
Kluyveromyces lactis is the source of this 3048-nucleotide messenger RNA. RefSeq lists its product as uncharacterized. The coding region runs from base 1 to 3048 and encodes 1015 amino acids. Gene Ontology annotation, cellular component: trans-Golgi network; early endosome; recycling endosome. The record is from RefSeq and is a predicted model, not a curated record. The transcript has a single exon. Lineage: Eukaryota; Fungi; Ascomycota; Saccharomycetes; Saccharomycetales; Saccharomycetaceae. Gene Ontology annotation, biological process: endosome organization; retrograde transport, endosome to Golgi; receptor recycling. Gene Ontology annotation, molecular function: protein binding.